GAUUCGCACAUCAUCACCGUUCACCAGGCACGGACGGAGAGCUCGCUCGAGAGCCAUGUCGAGGUCGCCGGCGUCGUUGCUCCUCCUCCUCCUGUCGGCGGCGACGCUCGUGGCCACCUGCCGCGGCGACCCCGAGCCGGUCCAGGACUUCUGCGUGGCCGCGCCGCGGGGCGACGGCGAGGCGUUCCCGGGCCUCCCGUGCAAGCCGGCGUCGACGGUGGUCUCCGACGACUUCUUCUUCGCGGCGCACGCGCGCGGCGCCAGCACGGACAACCCGACGGGGUCUGGCGUGACGCCGGGCAACGUGGAGGCGUUCCCGGGGCUCAACACGCUCGGCCUGUCCCUCAACCGCGUGGACCUCGCCCCGGGCGGCGUCAACCCGCUGCACAGCCACCCGCGCUCCGCCGAGCUCGUGCACGUCGAGGACGGGGAGAUGCUCGUCGGGUUCGUCAGCACGGAGGGGAAGUUCUACUCCAAGGUGGUGCGGGCCGGGGAGAGCUUCGUGAUCCCGCGCGGGAUGAUGCACUUCCAGUACAACGUCGGCGCUGGCGCCGCCAGGGCCAUGACGGUGUUCAAUAGCCAGCUGCCCGGCGUCGUGCUCGCCGCGCAGUCCCUGUUCGGGGCCGAGCCGGAGAUACCCGACGCCGUCCUGGCCAAGAGCUUCCAGGUGGACGCCGAGAUCAUCAAGCUCCUCAAGUCCAAGUUCCGGAAAGGAUAGUGGACAGGCCAUGCAUGGUGUCGCCAGGACACAUGGCUGAAGCUGCUCACUAGAUUUGUCGUUCCAUACUAGUAUAAUUUUGUUCGAGUACAUAAAGUUGUUUUGCAUUUGAUACUCUGAUUUGAUAGUUGGAUGAUGAUGAUCAAUAAAGUUCAUACACAUACUAAAAAAAAGAUAAACAUGAAUA
This is a messenger RNA of Panicum hallii, 905 nucleotides long. Its product is annotated as germin-like protein 3-7. The record is from RefSeq and is a predicted model, not a curated record. Gene Ontology annotation, molecular function: manganese ion binding. Gene Ontology annotation, cellular component: cell wall. The transcript has a single exon. Lineage: Eukaryota; Viridiplantae; Streptophyta; Magnoliopsida; Poales; Poaceae. The coding region runs from base 56 to 718 and encodes 220 amino acids.